UUACCAUUCCAUCACAACCCAACAACCAUUCCAACCAACAACACCAAGACUCACAGUUGAACCCAAGCAACAAUGAACCACCUUCUUCGUCAACACCUCAACCUUCUCUCUCUCCUCACCACCACUAUCUCUCACUCUCUAUCUCACUUUCUCUCUCUACAAUGCCAGAGCCACAUUCCACCUCCGCCAUUCCUCCUUCCGCGCCCAACGCUGAACCUUCUCACUCAGACGAAAAUGUCGAAGCUUCGAAUAAUCCCCCACGUGAGACUCGCCGUGUGAGAAUCACCUAUGGCAGAACCAAUUUCAGAAUGGGCGAUGACUCCGCUCUUGUUAGAGAUGAGAAGUGGUCCUGCUUGGUUGUCAUCUUCAGCUUUUGGUUCUUCGUUGCAGUGACAAUGAUAAUGGGAGUGUACGGAUCGAUGACCAUGGUUCUAGGUCCGUGUUCUUCAAUUGUUUUGCAACCUAACCCUGUCUUUGUGCAAUAUGUGAAGGUAGAAAACAUAGAGGCGAAUCCAGGACUCGUUCUUUAUGGUACAUAUGAUUAUCCACCGCUUGAUGUUGUUUCCAUUUGGAGAGAAACUUGGAAUAUAUCUCUUCCUUAUGGCGCAGAUAAGGAAUGGAAAUAUUAUCUGAAUAGAGGGUCUCAAGUGAAUAUUUCGUAUAGCGUGAGCUCUGAGAAUUCCUCUAUUUAUCUUGUAAUUGCAGAAGGAGCUGAAAGUCUCUCAUUGUGGCUGGAGGACCCAACAUAUCCCAAUACAACUCUGUCUUGGAACGUGAUCCAUGGAACUGGUAUGAUUACACAAGAAAUAUUCAGGUCAUCGUACUAUUACGUGGCCUUGGGCAAUUUAGAAGAUGAAGUGGAGGUUGAAUUAAACCUCACCGUAAGGGCCUUUUUGCAUAAUACAACAAAUGCUUUCUACAAAUGCGCCCCGACUAGUAGUCCAUGCAGUUUAAAUAUUUUCUUUCCAGAUGGAAACGCAGCCGUCUUAGUCUCUCCUGCUCCACAGCAGAACACAUCUAGUGAUGAGUGGUAUGUCAAACUGACCUAUGGACCAAGAUGGCUGACAUAUACUUUUGGCAUAGGUGUACUGACUGUAAUCAUGUUUUGGGCCUUCAACUUCUUAAACAAACUUCAGGGUGCCAAUGAUGAUAGAGUAGGAUCCAGAUCUGAAGGAACAGGACCUGAUCGAGCCCCUUUGCUUUCUCGCAAAGAUGAUGAUCUUUCAAGCUGGGGUUCAUCAUAUGAUUCCUUACCGCAGGAUGACGAGGAUCUUAACUUUCUCACUGGAGGUUCCGCAGACGGGAAGUUUUUGGCUGACGGUGAGACCAGUAAUAAUAAUACUCGGCGUCUUUGUGCAAUUUGUUUUGAUGCUCCACGGGAUUGCUUCUUCCUUCCAUGCGGGCACUGCGUGGCUUGUUUUGCAUGUGGAACUAGGAUAGCUGAGGCAGCUGGUACAUGUCCUGUUUGUCGAAGGAACAUGAAGAAGGUGAGGAAAAUUUUUACUGUGUGAUCAGCACACAGAGCCACGGGCUAAUUGAAUAGCCACCAGAGCCAAUAGUUACAAUGAUCAAGGUAGUGCUCUCAAAUUGCAUUAUAACAAAAUUUGAGGGGGGAAAAUGGGCAGGUAUACUUUCAAAUUGGAUGACUACUCUGAGAUGCAAUGUAAUUGGUGUAUGAAUGAAUAUCUGAAUAUGCAUAGUUCAUUCAGUAAUUGUAUUGCUAAUACUUAACUUCAACUUGGUUUUAAAUAAAUUAAAAAUGUCAAAAGCAUUGGUGUAA
This is a messenger RNA of Vicia villosa (hairy vetch), 1780 nucleotides long. RefSeq names its product E3 ubiquitin-protein ligase APD2-like. Lineage: Eukaryota; Viridiplantae; Streptophyta; Magnoliopsida; Fabales; Fabaceae. The record is from RefSeq and is a predicted model, not a curated record. The transcript is spliced from 10 exons. Bases 162 to 1511 code for a protein of 449 amino acids.